Molecule: messenger RNA, 2671 nt
Organism: Ostrinia nubilalis (European corn borer)
Lineage: Eukaryota; Metazoa; Arthropoda; Insecta; Lepidoptera; Crambidae
Product: facilitated trehalose transporter Tret1-2 homolog
Exons: 11
Coding region: 175-1629 (484 amino acids)
Biological process (GO): transmembrane transport; carbohydrate transport
Cellular component (GO): membrane
Molecular function (GO): sugar transmembrane transporter activity
Source: RefSeq, a predicted model, not a curated record
UGAUAUGCUAUCAUUGUGUUUCUAACCGUGGCGGGAGACCAACAUACGAAAAAUAACAAAAUCACUGCAGGACCAACUAGUUAGUGUCGUGUGUUGAAUUAAGCACAGCCUGCAAAUUCGGCAAACGUGGGAACCUGCCAGCAGCUUACGUAUCGUUGUGACGUCGACUGACGUAUGGCAGAUAGACCGUACACAUACGACCCGGUGGCCACCGGCGCAGUCAGCCAGCAAGCGUACAGGAUGGAGGCGGGGCAACUUUGGCGGCAAUACAUCAUCGCGGCCGCUGCGAACAUCGUGGUGGCCACUACGGGUUACUCCAUGGGAUGGACGUCGCCCGUGAGCCCCAUACUUGGCAACCUGACCCAGUCCCCUCUGCCUGAGAAGGUGACGGCAGACCAGACCGCGUGGAUCGGGUCUUUGCUUACCGUGGGAGCCAUAUUUGGUCCCUUCGUCGGAGGUUUCGCAGCGGCAAAGAUUGGACGCAAAUGGGGUCUCCUAAGCUCCUCCAUUCCACUCUUCGUCGGUUGGAUCCUCAUCGCGGCGGCCACCAAUGUCGGCCUCAUCUACGCCGGAAGAAUAUUCUGGGGUCUGGCUGUGGGAAUGAUCUUCACUAUUUCACCUAUGUACUGCGCUGAGAUUGCUACGGACGAGUCUCGAGGAGCUCUCGGCUCGUUUCUCCAGGCCUUCAUCACAGUGGGUUUCCUGCUCGUCUACGGUAUCGGGCCCUUCAUUUCGUACUCGGCCAUCGCUUACGUGGGCGUGGCCUUCGUCGCGGUCUUCUGCAUAGCUUUCUUCUUCAUGCCUGAGACGCCUACGUACCAUCUGAUUAACAACAACAAAGAGGCAGCAGCGGAUUGCCUGUGCACCAUCCGCGGCAGGUCUCGCGCGGGCGUCCAGGCCGAACUGGACCUUAUGGCCGCCGACGUCGCUGCCAGCCAGGAGAAGACUGCCACGAUUGCUGACAUCUUCCGCGGCAGCAACUUCAAGGCGUUCUACAUUUCCUGCGCGCUGGUGUUCUUCCAACAGUUCUCAGGCAUUAACGCGGUGCUGUUCUACAUGACUGACAUCUUCACGGCGGCUGGGUCCACUCUAGAACCCGCCAUUGCUACCAUCAUCAUUGGAGCUGUGCAGCUAAUGGCAUCCUGCAUCACUCCCUUCGUAGUGGACAGACUGGGCAGGAGGAUUCUUCUGCUGAUCUCGAGCUGUGGAACUGCUAUUGGUCUAGGUCUCCUCGGCAUGUACUUCUUACUAGCUGCCCAGAAGAGUCCCAUAGCUGAGACGAUCAGCUUCUUGCCGAUCCUGGCUCUCGUGCUCUUCAUCCUGACCUACUGCUGGGGCCUGGGUCCCUUACCGUGGGCCGUCAUGAGCGAGCUGAUGCCUGUCGAAAUCAAGUCGGUCGCCGCGCCCCUCGCUACGGCUUUCUGUUGGGGGCUUUCCUUCUUAAUCACCAGGUACUUCAACGCGAUCGCGUUGGCUGUGGGCAUGUACACGGCGUUCUGGAUCUUCGGCAUCUGCUGUGUCGGGGCCUUCUUCUUCACUCUCUUCGUCGUGCCCGAGACCAAGGGCAAAAGCUUCACAGAAAUCCAGGAUAUCCUCGCUGGAAGAACAAGCAAAUCAGAGAAGGCUUAAACUAGAAAAGACAAAUCUGCGAAUUUUGAUCGUUACUACUUAAUAUUAUGCUUUUUUAUAUCACUAGAGUUUAUAGUAUCGUUGUUUUAAAUGACACGUCAUUUAAUGAAGCGUGUGCUGUAUAAGUAUGUCCAAAGAGGUAUAAAUAUAAACUUAUUUUGUAAGGAAUAGGUAUUUAAAAAGAUAACUAUAAUUUAUUCACACAAAAAACGGCAUAUUCUCAAGGGCAUCACAGUAAAAAAAUGUUUGAGAAGCCCUGACUUACCUACAUAUUAAUUUUCUAGUGAAUGCUUAUGGAAUUUAAACAUGUAUUUUGUAAUUUAGCAAUUAAUAACUAUUGAAAUAUCAUUUUUAUGUUGCAAUAAAUUGCAUUUUUGCUACAAAAUCUUACAUUAUAACAUACCACAGAGCACCCCAAAAUGUUCCAGGAUGUGCCAUUCUGCGAUGUGAGUUUAAGGUCUUUUGCUAACAUUACGACCCACCCAUAUGAAAUAUUUUAAUCUAAUGUAUUUAUUGAUUUAUUGGAUAAUAAUUAUUAUACAGGAAUAAUACAAUUGUAAUUUUACUACUUAUUAAGUUAUUAGCACUAUGGUGGAGUAGGUAUUAUAUUUAUCAAAAUUAAAUACUUUUAUCGAAUUUUUGAAAUAAUUGCAACUUAUUCAAACCGCUGUAGCCGUAAUUUUAAUUGUAAUAGAAAAUACCGAUUUUUAGUAAUUUAGAAGUUAGACAUUGCCUUCUUUGAUUUAUAAAUCUUUCAGACUUUACUAAAAGUACAAAGUAACUAUAGACAUAGCUAAGGUGCUGAAAAACUGUAAUUUUGUGAUAAUUUAGAUGAAUUUAAAUGUUUUGUAAAUACUAAUUAUAUUAUAAAUGUUUCAUAUUGCACCACUCGGUGGCGUGACGCCUCUGCCAGUGUUUUGUAUAUUUUGAAAUAAUAUUUUUUACUAUUUGUAUGCCAGUGCUUGGUGUAGUUGAGCGUAGCGUCAUCGAUUAGUGCAUUUACCCUAUUUUGUUAUGAAAUAAAUAUUUUUUAUUAUAAUAA